UAUGAGAAACACACCAUGGAAAUCUCCCCUGAUCUUCAGAUGAACAAAGCCAGAAGGAAAAGGGAAAAUCAGAGAAGAGCUGGAGACAGAGGACAGUGGGCCAGUAAAAGAGAAUAUAUUCUGGUUGUUGCAGGAAAUGUGGUCGGCCUGGGCAACGUGUGGAGAUUUCCUUAUCUCUGCUACAAGAAUGGUGGAGGUGCCUUUCUGGUGCCAUAUGGUCUGUUAGCUGUGGUGUGUGGGAUACCUCUGUUCCUACUGGAGACUUCAGUUGGCCAGUUCACCCAGGAAGGAUUCAUCACGUCUUGGAGGAAAUUGUGUCCACUGGCACAAGGAAUUGGAUUUGGAUCACUGAUAAUUUCAUACAGUUGCUUCAUCUACGUUUUAAUUGAAGCCUGGGCUCUCUUCUACCUGGUGUUCUCAUUCAGAUCCCAGCUCCUCUGGGCCACCUGUGAGAACGCCUGGAAUACAGCCAACUGUCUUGGUCUUCAGACUGUCAAUUCAUCUAAUGUGAGUGCAAAUCAGACCAACACCACCUCUGCUGCAGCUGAGUUCUGGGAACGGAGGGUGCUGGGCAUGUCUGGAGGCAUUGAGGAGCUGGGCAGUGUGAGAUGGGAUCUGGCCUUGUGUCUUCUCACCUGCUGGGUUUUCUGCUACUUCAGUAUCUGGAAAGGUGUCAGAUCUUCUGGAAAGGUGGCGUAUUUCACAGCCACGUUCCCCUACGUGAUGCUCCUGGUGCUGCUCAUCAGAGGCUUGACUCUCCCUGGAGCUUGGGAGGGGAUCUACUACUACCUGUAUCCAGACCUGAACCGCCUGGCUAACCUUGAGGUCUGGAUAGAGGCAGGAUCUCAGAUAUUCUUCUCCUAUAGCCUGACUAUAGGGACUCUGAAUGUUCUGGGCAGCUAUAAUCAGUACAACAACAACUGUUACAAGGACUGUUUCUGGCUCUGUCUGCUGAACAGUGGGACCAGUUUUGUUGCUGGAUUUGUCGUCUUCUCUGUACUUGGAUUCAUGGCUCAGAAACAGGGCGUUAGUGUUGACACCGUAGCUGAGUCAGGUCCAGGUUUGGCCUUCAUUGCUUACCCUCAGGCAACAGCUAUGAUGCCUUUGCCACAGUUCUGGACUGUCUGCUUCUUCCUGAUGCUCAUUCUGCUGAGUAUCGACACACACUUUGUGAAUGUGGAGUGUUUCAUCACCUCAGUGAGCGAUCUGUUUCCAAAGCUGUUUCGUGCACCAGUGAGAAACGAGAUCUUUGUCCUCAUCAUCUGUUCGUCCUUCUUCCUCAUACACCUGCCCCUAGUCACUGAGGGAGGAAUUUACAUAUUCCAGCUUGUUGAUUAUUACGGUUGUACCAGAGCCUGUCAGGAUUUCAUGGCUGUGUGUCAGUGCCUGGCUAUAGGAUGGAUUUUUGGUGCUGACCAAUUUUUUAACAAAAUUGAGGACAUGACAGGACAGAGACCAUCAGUUUAUUUCAAACUAUGCUGGAAAUACAUCAUUCCUCUGUUGUCACUGAUUUCCUUUAUCCUGUACCUGGUUGACUACAAACACCUCAGGAUUAAUGACUGGUACAUUUACCCUGACUGGGCGUACGCACUAGGAUGGACCAUGACGCUCUCCUCUGUUCUCAUGGUGCCAUUGUGGGCAGCUGUACAGAUGUGUUUGACAGCAGGAACCUUCAAACAGCGUUUGUCCGUCCUUUGUCGUCCUGCUGAAGAUCCAGCCCGGCAGAUGGAAAGUGAAAAAAUGAAAGAAGAGGGGACGACAGUGGAACUGAAGACGUUUGCAGCGACAGCUCAAUAAGACCUGCAGAGUCCCACUUCAGCUGUCAUAUGAGCUUGUAGUCAUCAAUGUCAUCACAGAGAUUUCAGUGAUAAUGAGCUCAAAUUACUGCUUAAAUGAUGAUUAAAACUAAUAAACAAUUAAAAAAAUAAA
Messenger RNA from Sebastes umbrosus (honeycomb rockfish), 1929 nucleotides. RefSeq names its product sodium- and chloride-dependent GABA transporter 3-like. Gene Ontology annotation, biological process: sodium ion transmembrane transport. The coding region runs from base 16 to 1797 and encodes 593 amino acids. NCBI's taxonomy places the organism in Eukaryota, Metazoa, Chordata, Actinopteri, Perciformes, Sebastidae. The record is from RefSeq and is a predicted model, not a curated record. Gene Ontology annotation, cellular component: membrane. The transcript has 14 exons.